AUGACGUCUGAUAAAACUGGUUUGGCUUUUUCUGGUGGUGGCAUUCGGUCAGCGGCACUAUGCUCCGGGGUCCUGCGCAGACUGCUAAAGGAUAAAGCUAAAGUAGACUAUCUGAGCUGCGUGUCUGGGGGUGGUUACACAGGCACAUCCUUUUUGGAUUGGAAAUUCAGAAAAGAGAAGAAAACGAAGGACAGCGAAGAAUGGCAUGAAGAGUUCUUUGACAACAUGCGACAAAGAGCUGGUUAUUUUUGUAACUGGGAGAGGCCACGUCAAGGAGUCCUUGAUACGAUUAUGAUGUUCCUCCUCGUACUCACUGUCACCGUCAUUGAACCGAUUGUCAUAUAUGGAUCAUACGCAUUUCCACUUGCCUUCAUCAUCGAUUACCUCUUCGGAAAGUUACUUCGAGCUAAAGUGGAUUGUGAUCACGUUGCAUCAACCCCUUCUCCAAGUAACCCAAAUGCUACGGCGCAAGAAAUCCGGAAACACUGUAUUUCUCGUCAAAAAACCGUAGCUUUCUCUAUGAUUUUCCUGUUUUCAGUUCUGCUCGUGUUAUUAGUCAUCUUCUAUAUUCUGUCGCAAAAGUUAUCCAGGAGGAAGUCUAAAUAUUUCAGACUUUUCUCAUUAAUUUCCUUCUUACUUCUUUCUCUUACUUUCCUCCCAUUUGCAAUCCACGAUUUUUUCAUUGAAAUCCCCCUGUGGAGUCGGGCGAUCAUUGUAGUGAUUGGUGUGGUACUAUGGUUCGUCCUUCCUCUUUUGCGGUACAAAACGUCCUACGGCAUUCUAAUCUAUCUCUACUCUUACAUCAUCUACUGGAAAGUGUACGAAGCCAAGGUUGUUGGUGUUGUGUAUUCUGAUGGGCUGUUUAAUAGGCUGCUUUUUGCCUCUGGGUUUAUUAUGUGGUUUGUUCCCUACCUGGCACAAUCACGGAAAAGGCUCAGCCAUGUCUUCAACAGGUAAGACUCAAAAAAGUAAUCCGCAGAAGAGAAAGGUAAGGUCGGUACUGGAGCCAAGUGGCCCCCUCCCCCCCUCCAAGCCGGAGUUUAUCCCGGCUAUCUUAGCAUGACUAGGAGUACUACUACUCUCCCCAGGGAGAGAUGUUAGUCGAUCACAAGGUAAUCCCCAAGAAUUUCAUCAGGCUUCCCUGAAAAUUCGCUGCUACCAUUUCUAUUCCUGUGUGGAGAGAGGAACUGUGAUAGUUAAGUGUUUCGCCCAAGAACACACCACAUUGACCCAGCCAGAUCUCGAACCCAGACCUCUCGAUCUCUAGAAUUCGAAGUUCAGCUCACUAACAUUUAGGCUACAGCGUUUACCAUAUCCGCAGAAUGUUUACUAUGUAAUGAUUACCAACUUAAUCACUUUUAACUCUACCACUUUUCAGAUGGAGACUUCAGAAGGCAUUUUACUCUAAGGAAAGUUUAGCUACUAAGGAAUGUCUGGAAAUACUCCAUGACAUUUUCUGCCCUUUAUGGACAUGUCUGAAGAGAAAACAGAAGCAGUGGUCGUAUCAUAGAGAACAGAGAGCUAGCGUUGCUUUUUCGGAGAAUGACAUUGAUCCAGCAAACAAAAGAUCUUUGAACCUGGCGGAUCUCAGAGACCUAGAGCCUGAAUAUAUAUCAAACAUGACCAUCCACAGCUGGAAGAAAGAGGAAGAUUCUGACUCGGAUGAUAAUCUCCUGACAAUGUCGCCUACCACAAUAGAACGUUUAGAUCGAGAUCCAUCGACUGUCGAUCCAUUUAAGGAUAGGCUGAGGCCUCGAGAUAUAGAGUUGUCAGACGUCAUGGCGACGUCUGCAGCAGCGAUUUCCGGGUACGAUGAUAACCUCGAGGUACUCCGCCUUUCCACGAUUCUUGGACUCGAAAUGGGAGCCUCAAUGAUCAGCAACCUCGAGGCAAUUAAAAAAGAGGGAUGGCUCAUGAAGGUGAGAAGUUGUUAACCAGGGAUCAGAUAAAUUUCAUCUUACAAUAACUCCAACAGGACUGCUGUAGAGUUUUGGCCUUCUCAGGGAGUUUCUCUCUGAGAAUGAUAUUCGUUUGGCAAUACCAUGCUGAGUGUACCCCAAUGCAGUUGCGAUCAAUUGCUCUGACGGAACAGGAGGGGGGAGCUUCGGGGAAGGCAGGAUUUUAAGGGAAUCAUAGGGUUUUCAGGGGGGGAGAGAUCAUUCGUUACCAACAGAUUAUAAAGGACAAACAUUACGUGUCUUCCCAUAAAGCCUUAUGGGAAGAUCUGGUAAAUUUUAUUGUGACACCUCAAAAAUCUAUUCAACCACUCCCCCCAUCGCCCCCUCCCCUCACCCCUUCCCCCUGAUAAAUAAUGACCGAUCUCUAAGCAUAAUAUUUGCUCGGCAAGUACAUAUCGUGUUGAAACAGAGUAACAGUAAGGUGACUUUCUUGAUUCUGACAUUAAUUAAUGCUUUAGGCUUGCAUGUAUCUUUUUCUCUUUACAACAGCUCCUCCCAAUUCUCAUCAACAUUCUCCGUGGUCUUCCAUUGAUCGCUGUACCAGCCGUUUACUAUAGCAGAGGAGAUGUGUUGUCAAUUAAAGCAGGAGUGUUCACAUUCUUUGCAAUUCACCUCAUGUUGGCUUGCAUUGGAGCUCUCGCCGAUACAGGAGCUCCGAACCCAAACUUAUGGGAGAAGAUAGCCAGGUAAGGAUUGUAUAAAUCUUAGCACCUUACGAUGAUGUGGAUAGACCCAAACCUAAAUACUCAUUAAUGCCAAUCUGAACAAUGGGAAAUAUUCGGGAGAACUCGUGGUAAAUUGUUCAAUGCAACCAGCCUUAAGGGCAAGAAAAAUAAGCACCAAAAAAUUGGUUUUCCUAACUGAUUAGUUCAGAAGGUGGUCCAGAAUUUUGAGUAAAACUAAAGCAACUCUUGUGUUCCUUUGACACACCACUGGAAUCGCUAUAAAUGAUAAGUUGAAGAAACCAAAAACGUUCAUGCCUCAGUUAUGGCGACCAGAUUAAUCCUGAUCGGAAGUUAAUUGAAAUGAAAGCUUUCUAUAAUUAUAUAUAAUAUAUAUAAUCAUUGUGGUUACUUUGUAAAUCGUCAUACAACUUGAGCCCUCUCGAAUCACAGAGAGGGUUAAAAUUCUCAGCUUAUAGUUUGAAAACUUCAGAUUUAGAAUCUCUUUAUGGUGGCCCAUUUACAUUAUCAACUUAGUUGACAAAACCAAAUCAUCUUGUAAUACCUUCCACCUACGCAGCAUCACAGUUUCUUUAGAAACUUACCCCCUUUAAAAAAGUGAAUAUUAUGUUAUUUUACCAAGGUGGUUCAUCGUGCACGUGUCCUUUGUGAAGUUCGUGAGAGAAGGCCUUAACAUUGAAAACAUCGGACCCAUGCCUCCUCCCGUCAUGCUACUCAGCGAUGGAGGCCACGUGGAAAAUCUUGCUAUUUUGCCAUUGUUAAAGAAGAAACUCAAGAAAAUUAUUGUGGUGGAUGGCGGUUACUAUUUCAAUGAGAAGAAGUAUGGAAAAGACCUACUAAGAGCACUGAUGCUGGCUCGUAGAGACCUGAACUGUUCAUUUAUUGGCCAGGGCGGUCGUGACGUCAUUUCAGACCUGUUGGAGAAUUUCGUGAGGCUUCAGCAACCAGAUGAAAAAAAACCACGACAUUUCAGGUACCUUGAGUUGGCGCAAGAGAUAAUGAGUUCCCAUUUUUUCCACUGAUUUGGGAUAGCGAAUCUAUUCUUGGUUCUCGGAUCCAUGCUAAGGUUUAUGUCUCGCGCGAAGUUUGGACCGAGUUCACCAUGUGCAAUUAUCUUCAGCUUUGAAAGAGGUUCUACACGACACAAAAAUUACCACUGUAACAAAACUUCUUUAAUGGCAUAGAGUCAAUGAAAGCUAGAAGAUCUGAAAUUCAAACAAGUUUAUAAUCUCUCGAUUCAAAACAAUAAUUUUUUUAUCCUUUUUUUCUUCUUUUUGCUAGAUUUAAAGUUGAAUACUAUGAAAACGACCACAAAGUUGGUGAAGGCGAAAUUUUGUUCAUUCGGCCAAGAGAUCCGCGAAAAGGUGAAAAGAGCGAGUUCAAGACCUGGGAAGAAUUUGGUUUCCAUCUGGACGCACGUGACUGGGGGAAUAGUCCAUAUCUGAGCGAAGAAGACGUCGACAAGUUGACCUUCUGUUGUUGUGCAUGUUGUAACAAAAAGUCCCACCUAAGCGGUUUGUCUGAGCUCCUCUGCCACAAGUUCCCGAAUCAUAGUACAGCUAAUCAAUUCUUCACACCUUUAAUGUUCUCCGCCUAUCAUCGUGAAGGCUUCCGAGCAUGCGUUGAAGCGGAAGCUGCUGAAUUUCUCAAGGAUAACCACGAUGUCCUUGAAGUGUGA
Molecule: messenger RNA, 4319 nt
Organism: Pocillopora meandrina
Lineage: Eukaryota; Metazoa; Cnidaria; Anthozoa; Scleractinia; Pocilloporidae
Source: the annotation of a GenBank genome assembly